Molecule: messenger RNA, 1461 nt
Organism: Closterium sp. NIES-65
Lineage: Eukaryota; Viridiplantae; Streptophyta; Zygnematophyceae; Desmidiales; Closteriaceae
Source: the annotation of a GenBank genome assembly
AUGUUCAUGCUUCCAGCCUCUCCGCAGCAGAAUGGGGUUGCUGAGCACCGCAUUGGCUUAGUCAUGGGGGUCGCUCAUACCUCCAUGAUCAUGCGGCUGGCCCCCAUUUUCUGUGGCCAUUUGCGGUCCGAUACGCCGCGCAUCACGCUCAACCUAUGGCCCCGUGUCCUCCUUACCGGAGACCUCGCCCACAGUGCUGUGGACGGGGAAGGGUUGGCGAUGCGACGCGUUUUCCGGUUUUACCACCCCACCUCGCCCGUGUCUUCCCCUCCCAGGACACUCACGUUCGAACGAGUCGGUUCCCUUUUACCGUCUCUUCCCUACCGCACUGCCCCUCUCCCCCCUACUGCCGCUCUCCUUGCUCUAGUUGCUCCCGGAGGUAGAACCCCCUCCCCGCUCCCGGUCCUGCUCCUUCAGGGGGUGCGGAGCCUAGGGGGUGCUAAGCCUGGGGGUGCGGAGCCUGGAAGUGCGGAGCCUGGGGUUGGCGGAGACUGGAGCCGUCUCCGCAGUCGCUCUGCUGGCACCUUGCUGCUGCACUCUCGUACGUCGACUCCCUCUCUCCCCCACAGCAGCUGCAUGAGUGGUAACGUUGGCUGUCAGGGUCGUGCUGCUGGAGCUAGGGGCCCUGCUGCGGGAGGCACUGGUGCUGGUGUCUCUGCUACUGGAGUUGUUUCUGCUGGAGGUUCCGGAGCGCUGCGGGUGCUGGAACUGGAGGUUUUGGAGCUGCUGAGGAUUCUGGCGCUGGAGGUUCUGAAGCUACUGCGGGUGCUAACGCUGAGGGUUCUGACUAGAGUGGUGCUGGUCCCGGAGGUGCUCGUACUGGAGGUACUGGAGCUGCUGAGGUUGGAGGUGCUGAGCCUGAUGGUGCUCCUGCUGGGAGACUGUGGGUCUGGGGGUGCUGCUACUGGGACUGGAGACCCUGGAACUGGAGGUGCCAGUUCUGGGGGUGCUGCUGGUGGUGGAGCUGGUCCUGGACAAGCUGGCGCUGAGGGUUCUAGAGCUGCUGGAGGUGCUGGAGCUGCUAGGGGUGCUGGAGCUGCUGGUGCUGGUGGCGCUGCACAGCCGCGCCUGUUCUUCGCUCCACCAUCUCCGUCGUCUCAGCCACCGUCUGACUCUGUACCUCGCCAGGUUCUUAGUCUCCCUUCGUCUACUGGUCUUCCGUUACAGCCUGGAUCACCGCUGCCUGCUCCUUCUCCUUACACUGAGAAGACAGGGGGUCUUACUGAGCAUCGUGAGCCUGCAUCGCGUCCUGUCUUGCGUGUCUGUUCUGGUCGUCCUGGUCUUCGUGUUCCUCGUUCGCGUCAGCCGACUCUCACCGGCACCCACCUCGUAGUCCGUCAUCCUUCCUCUCAUCCGCAGCGUGUUCCCCUGCCUGCCCUCCUUCGUCUUCUCUGCCUACCGUUCCUGAGCUUGAGUCUAACCGCACCGGUGCUGCUCACUCUACUGUCACGCGUCCGCUAG